CAAACAACCUCUCUCUCCACACUCUCUUUUCCAGUGUUGUUCGAUGCUUUCAAGAAGACCUAUUUACAUUAACAACUCUAGUAGGAUACCUUCUUGCUAACCCAGCAUCACUCCGGCUCUGGCUCGCUGUCCAGAAUCUACCAACGCUCAAGGAAAAGUUCGACCUUACAUCAAAGAAGCAGGCAGUUCUCUUGUGCACUAUUUUCCUCGUUGUGUUUGGGGCCGAAUUUGUUGCAUUUUAUUACGGAAGCGUCGGGUUCUUGGUGGUCUUGGUAACUGACGCAGCUGUACUAUUUUAUGGGAUACACCUCCUAUUCUUCCUUAUAGAGUUUAGCGGUAUCAUAAAAUGGAGUGUCCAUAGAAACAUUCGAGGAGAUGUCGUCUAUCGACGUCUUGCUCAGAAAGCAAGUAAGGGGCGAAUUGCUGCGAUUAUUGGCCUGUUUCUGGCUGCUGUAGCUACCAUGGCCGGUGCUUUCGUGGCUGAGUACCAGGUUUUCAUCGCUCUUAUCGCUACUGCUGUCGUCUUCAACGUAUCUCGCCCAAACGGAAUUGAUAUCUCAAUGCGCGUCCUUAUUAUCGCGUUCCUCACUAUGGCUGGCGCCCUACUUGUUCUCGUUGGCGUUAUAGUUUUCUACGUUGACCCCGCGUUAUCAAAAGUUUCACCACCCUCCGAUGGUUCUCAUGAGGCGCCCUCUGCUUGGCAAACCCUGCUGACCGGGAAGCUGUGCGUGUGGAUAUUUGGCUCCAGCUAUGCCUCUAUUCCUGGAUAUGUGAUUACUGCCUCACUGCGCUUUGACUAUCAGAAGCACCUGGAUGCGUCGGAGAGGCCCAGCGAAUUCUCACUUCAGGACGCCGCGGUGGCUGGCUGCCCCGGAGGCUAACAAAGGAAAAAAGCAAAAGUGUGGUGACGGUGUCGUUAUCCCGAGGAGAGGUCCGACCGCGUUCUCUAAAUUUUACUACGCAACUACUCUUGUC
Molecule: messenger RNA, 975 nt
Organism: Ramaria rubella
Lineage: Eukaryota; Fungi; Basidiomycota; Agaricomycetes; Gomphales; Gomphaceae
Source: the annotation of a GenBank genome assembly